Molecule: messenger RNA, 1838 nt
Organism: Drosophila kikkawai
Lineage: Eukaryota; Metazoa; Arthropoda; Insecta; Diptera; Drosophilidae
Gene: Sgsh
Product: N-sulfoglucosamine sulfohydrolase
Biological process (GO): glycosaminoglycan catabolic process; heparan sulfate proteoglycan catabolic process
Molecular function (GO): N-sulfoglucosamine sulfohydrolase activity; N-acetylglucosamine-6-sulfatase activity; glycosaminoglycan binding
Source: RefSeq, a predicted model, not a curated record
UCAGUGGCUUGCCUUCUACCCUAGGGCAAAUCCUAGUUCAUUUCUUUUUUGGAUCAUUAACUAAAUAUAUUUUCCAUGCAGUUGCUGCGGUGGCUAUGGCCACUAUUCCUGGUGAUUGGAGGUGGCUCCUCUGCCCCCCAGAAUGUGCUGCUUCUUCUGGCCGACGAUGCCGGCUUCGAGUCGGGAGCGUACCUCAAUAAAUUCUGUCAGACGCCCAAUCUGGAUGCUCUGGCCAAGCGGGGACUGGUCUUCAACAACGCCUUCACCUCGGUGAGCAGCUGUAGUCCCAGUCGGGCACAAUUGCUCACCGGCCAGGCCAGUCACUCUAGUGGAAUGUACGGACUCCAUAAUGGCGAGCACAACUUCAAUGUGCUGCCGGAGACGAGUUCGCUGUCCAAUCUGCUGCGGGAUCAAAGUGGUGGUCGGAUCUUGAGUGGCAUUAUUGGCAAGAAACAUGUGGGAGCAGCAGCCAACUUCCGAUUUGAUUUCGAGCAAACCGAAGAGCAGCACUCGAUCAACCAGAUCGGUAGGAAUAUCACCCGGAUGAAGGAGUAUGCGCACCAGUUCUUGAAGCAGGCCAAGGAUGAGAAGAAGCCCUUCUUUUUGAUGGUAGCCUUCCAUGACCCACAUCGUUGUGGUCACAUUACACCCCAGUUUGGUGAAUUCUGCGAGCGCUGGGGUAGCGGUGAGGAGGGAAUGGGCAGCAUUCCCGACUGGCGACCCAUCUACUACGACUGGCGUAAUCUGGAGGUGCCCCCUUGGCUGCCGGAUACGGAUGUGGUUCGUCAGGAGCUGGCUGCUCAGUACAUGACCAUUUCCCGGUUGGAUCAGGGUGUGGGCUUGAUGGUCCGGGAGCUGGAACAGGCUGGUUUGGCGGAGGAUACCCUUGUGAUCUACACCUCUGACAAUGGCCCACCUUUUCCGGGUGGCAGAACGAAUCUCUACGAGCAUGGUAUUCGCUCACCGCUGAUCGUCCGCUCGCCCAAAACGGAGGAUCGCCAUCAUGAGACCACCGCUGCCAUGGUCAGUCUCCUGGACAUAUACCCCACUGUCUUGGAUGCUCUGGAGAUACCCAAGCCCAAUGACACAAAGAUUGCUGGAAAGUCUAUUUUUCCCGUGCUGAAAGAGGAACCUGCCAUCAAGGAGAGCGAUUCCGUGUUUGGCAGCCACAACUUGCACGAAGUAACCAUGUCCUAUCCCAUGAGGAUGGUGAGGAAUAGACGCUACAAGCUCAUACACAACCUUAACUUUUGGGCGGACUUCCCCAUUGACCAGGACUUUUACACCUCGCCCACCUUCCAGCAGAUACUGAAUGCCACCAUAACCAAGCAACCGCUACCUUGGUAUCGAUCUCUGUUGCAAUACUACCAGCGACCCGAGUGGGAGCUGUUUGACAUCAAGGCGGAUCCGCUGGAGCGAGUAAAUCUGGCCGAGAAGCCCAAGUAUAGUGGCACUCUUAAGCAGCUUAAGCAGCAGCUCUUCGACUGGCAGGUGGCCACCAAGGAUCCGUGGCGUUGUGCCCCCCAUGCCGUGCUUCAGGAACAGGGCGUCUUCAAGGAGCAACCAGUUUGCCUGACCCUGGGACACGAGGCUCUGCAGAGGCCCAAUCGUAGGAUCCUCGGUCAGUACGAGGAGUAUGAGAUUGCCUAGACCUCCUAUAAUACCCUACAAACGUAUAACCUAAGUAUUCUGUAGAUAGUGGUGCCAGUCUUAUCGCAUCGACAAUAAAAAAACAAUCAAAAGUGCUGAUAACACAAACAUUUUACUGUUUUUCACUUCCAAAGUGGUUACAAUUUUUGCCAGGAAAAUAGGUAUUGUAAAAGUAAACUAAUUAAUAA